GACUAAAGAAAAGGGACAAUGAGCUGGACACACACACACACACACACACACACACACACACACACACACACGGAGGAGAUCAGCUAUCUUCGGCUCAGUUACUAAGAGAACUCUUGAGGGGAGCAUUGUGCAGCUACUGAUCUCUCAGUGAAGAAACAGACGCAGCAUGCACACACUCUCUCUCCUCCUCAUCCUCCACCUUCUGAAGCCAGGCGUGUAUGAGUCUUGUUCCCUGGUGGUCAGUCCUGCUGGGCUGGUGGUGAAGUAUGGAGCCCCUGCUUCGGCCAACUGCACCUCCGAUACGGUCACCUCUAUGGGCUGGGAGCCGAGCCUAGGAGAAUCUCCGCUCUUUGGCACUGAGGUGAAAGAGCUGACUUGGAGAGUAGACAGCCUGACUGACUGGAAUAUAAAGCCUCAAUGCUUUGAGAUCUCUGAGGUGGGAGGCCAGUGUGCCAGAGUGCUGAAAGUUACUGUUUACAAGCUUCCAGACAGAGUCUCCAUCAGAUAUGUAAACCACUCUGGUCCCGUGGUUGAGGGGCAUCAGUACUCUCUGCAUUGUUUUGUCCAGAACACCGCUCCUAUUGAGCACCUCAGAGUGACCUUCUUCAAAGUCUCUACCAAUGGUGAACGGACAGUGUUAUACACACAACCCCUGAACAAUGACAUUCACCAAUUGAACAAUGACAUGAGGCAACCGGUGAACGAGAGUUAUUCCCUGCAGUUCUCCCCCACUAGUGUUGACGACGGGGCCCAGUGGUUUUGUUCAGCCAUGUUGGAUCUGGGACCAGAGGGACCCCGACCUCCUGCUGUAAUGGAAUCAGACCGCCUCAACACCACUGUGCACUUCGCUCCUGAGUUCUCCUGUUCUGCCAAGCUAGAGGUGCGAGCGGGGGAGGGGCUAACUUGUGAUGUCAGAGGCAAUCCCCUCCCAUCGGUCACCUGGCUGAGAGACGGACAGAUACUGACCCCGCCCACACACCUGAGCAGAGAGGAUGCUGGGAAUUACACCCUCAUGGCUUUGAACCGUAUCGGAAGAGCCAAUCACACAGUGGAGGUGGAGGUUCUACAUGGCCGUGCUGCUAGAGGAGCUUCCUGUCAGGCUGCUGGGAGUGCCACGGUGGCUGUGCUGCUCCACCAGCUCAUUCAUUGGCCAUAUUGAAUGAUUAUUUUUACUGACUGAACGGUUGAGUUAUUCAUUGACCAAUCAGGACACCGAUCUCUGUGCUGGAGCUUUGUGAUUUGACAGUGAUCUGUGAGGGCAGUCUUCAAUAGAUCUGGAAUCAGAGUUAAUAGAAAACCCUUUUUGCCUAAAUGUGAAAUUAGCUGUUUUGAAAUGUGUUAUUUUGAAGUAGUGCUAUUGAACAGGUCUGUAAUUAAGCAAUGAGGCCCGAGGGGGUGUGGUAUAUGGCCAAUAUACCACGGCUAUGGGCUGUUCUUAUGCACGACACAAAGGUAUAAAUGUUUAUUUCAAAUCCUAACCUUAAAUGUUUAUUACUAAUAAACUAUAUAAAUGUUUAGGCCUAAUCCUAACCUUAAAUGUUUAUUACUAAUAAACAAUAUAAAUGUUUCGGCCUAAUCCUAACCCAGUCUCUAGCAACAGAUCUACCAUAAUCCUAACCCUAAUCCUAACCCUAAUCCUAACCCAGUCUCUAGCAACAGAUCUGCCAUAAUCCUUAUUGCAAUGUGUUGUCUAUGUCUUUUGUGACGAAUAAAAGUUGACCCAUAAACUGUCA
This is a messenger RNA of Oncorhynchus mykiss (rainbow trout), 1733 nucleotides long. The record is from RefSeq and is a predicted model, not a curated record. Lineage: Eukaryota; Metazoa; Chordata; Actinopteri; Salmoniformes; Salmonidae.